This is a messenger RNA of Coregonus clupeaformis (lake whitefish), 2445 nucleotides long. RefSeq names its product sodium-dependent multivitamin transporter-like. NCBI's taxonomy places the organism in Eukaryota, Metazoa, Chordata, Actinopteri, Salmoniformes, Salmonidae. The transcript has 16 exons. Gene Ontology annotation, molecular function: sodium-dependent multivitamin transmembrane transporter activity. The record is from RefSeq and is a predicted model, not a curated record. Bases 535 to 2445 code for a protein of 636 amino acids. Gene Ontology annotation, cellular component: membrane. Gene Ontology annotation, biological process: sodium ion transport; pantothenate transmembrane transport; biotin transport.
AUGUCCUGUAUGAUCCAUGAAUUUUAAGGUCACGAUGAAAUUGGUGGUAAACAUUCUGUUCGUGAUAAACAGGAGGACCUCCAAAUAAGGGUUUUCUGCUAUUACUCGAGAUGAUGGACAUUGUUUGCACGGAAGAUUUAUUAGAAGUAAUAGCACGUUAGUAAUGUGUGAAGCUAUCAAGGAGAAUGGGCGGUUCGUAUCGCUUGUUCCGCCUCCAUAGCUUGCCGAAUGAAUGGAGACACGCAUCUGAUCACGGUCUUCCGUUUGCCUUCUACAGGGGUUUAUGAUUGGUGCCUAUGAGGAAGACACUCCCUCUGCUUGGCUAUUGUUAAGUUACAGGUUCUGUGUGAGACGGCCAACCUCAGACCACCAUUCACCAGCCAGCCCAACCACUGACACGCAUUUUAUCCUUCCACUUCGGUGUCUGCGAGGAGACCUAUAGGUGAGCAUUCACUAACACCGUCCUCAUCCACCCGGGCUGCGCCACCUACAGCCACCCCCCCAACCCCACCUCCAUUCACAGCCCGCGGCAUCAUGGGGGACGUAGUCCAGAUGCACUUCACCACGCCGGACUAUGUGAUCUUUGCCCUGCUGCUGGUGGCGUCCACGUGCAUCGGCCUGUUCUACGCCCUGUCCGGCGGGCGCCAGCGCACCACGCAAGAGUUCCUAUUGGCCGACCGUUCUAUGAGCUGCCUGCCUGUGUCGCUCUCGCUCCUCGCCACCUUCCAGUCGGCCGUGGCCAUCCUGGGAGCGCCCUCGGAGAUCUACACCUACGGAACGCAGUACUGGUUCCUGGGAGUGUCCUACUUCCUGGGUCUGCUUAUCCCCGCCCACGUCUUCAUACCUGUCUUCUACAGGCUCCGCCUCACCAGUGCUUAUGAGUAUUUGGAGCUGCGCUUCAAUAAGACGGUUCGCAUCAUGGGGACCGUGACCUUCAUCUUUCAGAUGGUGAUCUAUAUGGGAGUGGUCCUCUAUGCCCCAGCACUUGCACUCAAUGCAGUGACUGGAUUUGACCUCUGGGGGGCAGUGCUGGCCAUGGGACUGGUGUGCACCCUGUACACGACAAUAGGAGGGCUGAAGGCAGUCAUCUGGACAGACGUGUUCCAGACAAUUGUGAUGUUUGCUGGCCAGCUAGCCGUCAUCAUAGUGGGGGCCCACCAGGCAGGAGGCAUGGGAGAGGUGUGGAGGAAGGCCAUCAACGGCAGCCGCAUCGCUAGUCUGGACCUGAACCCUGACCCGACGGAGAGGCACACAUUCUGGACACUGGGGGUGGGAGGGGUGUUCCUCAUGCUGGCGCUGUACGGGGUCAACCAGGCCCAGGUUCAGAGGUACCUCAGCUCCCGUACUGAGAGGGAGGCCGUCAUGUCAUGCUAUGUGGUGUUUCCCUGCCAGCAGGUGGUGUUGUGUCUGGGUUGUCUGAUGGGCCUGGUGAUGUUUGCUCGCUACGGUGAGGAUAGCCCACUGGAUAAGGGCUACGUCAAAACCAACGACCAGAUGGUGUUGUACUUUGUGAUGGAUGUGUUCAGGGACCUGCCUGGCCUACCAGGUCUGUUUGUAGCCUGCCUGUUCAGCGGAGCUCUCAGUACCAUCUCAUCAGCGUUUAACUCCCUAGCGACGGUAACCAUGGAGGACCUCAUCAAGCCUUACUGCCCGGCCAUGACAGAGGCCAAAGCCACACUGCUCUCCAAAGGCCUGGCAUUUGCCUACGGGCUGGUGUGUCUGGCCAUGGCCUACAUCGCCUCUCACAUGGGCUCAGUGCUGCAGGCAGCAUUAAGUAUCUUUGGGAUGGUGGGUGGUCCUCUCCUCGGUGUCUUCUGUCUGGGAAUGUUCUUCCCCUGGGCUAACUCCACAGGUGCGAUAGUAGGAUUGGUGGCAGGCCUGGUUAUGGCUUUCUGGAUUGGCAUUGGUAAUUUUGUGUCCCGUAUGGCGGUGCCCACCCUUCUGCCCCCCAUCAUCAACGGCACCGCUAUGCCCCUUCCCGGCAACAUGACCACUGCUGUCAUGACCACCCUGAUUACCUCGAUCACCGCCAAACCAAAGCCUACGGGUGUGCAGGCCCUGUACAAUCUAUCCUAUUUGUGGUACAGUGCCCAUAACUCUACCACUGUGGUGAUAGUGGGACUGAUAGUCAGCCUGUUGACUGGUCCUAUGAAGGAGAAGGACCUGAUCCCAGGGACGGUGUACCCUGUCCUGGGGAACCUGCUCUUCUUCCUGCCUGAAUGCUACAGGGAGAUGCUCUGCUGUGUCACCCCACUGCCACACAAGCCCAAAGCUAUCGAUAUGCAGCCUUACCAGAUGGCUCAGAAGGAGAGCAAUGGAGUGGCCCACCACAAAGAGGAGGAGAAGACUGAGGAGACGGAGAGAGAGAAGGAUGAGGACGAGGAGAGAGCAACCCCUCAGCCUUCCUGCCGACUGGCUCACACGUUGCAGGAGACGGCCUUGUAG